UUUUUGGGCGCCUUUCUCAUUUACUUUUUACAUUAUUCGGUCAAAAAGCCUCUCGCCGGCGAGGAGAAAGUUCAGCAUCAAUUCCAAAUUCCCUGUCAAUUUGCUCUUCGUCGGCGGUGGAGGUUUCCACAUUUCUCCGAUUCAGCUCGAAAAUGGAGGAGAAGAGCAAGGUUCUGAUCAUAGGAGCAACAGGUUUCCUAGGGUUCCAUUUGGCUCAAGCCAGCUGCAAUUUUUCUCACCCUACGUUUGCUUUAAUAAGAGAUUCUACCUCCUCUUCACCUACUAAACUAGACAAGCUCCGAGCUCUCUCCGAUGCCGGGGUUCAAUUCCUCAAGGGUUCUCUGGAUGACGAAGCUAGCCUGAUGGAAGCUGUUAAUCAAGUUGAUGUGGUCAUUUGUGCUGUUUCGUCUAAACAGGCGUUGGACCAGAAACUUCUGAUUCAAAUCAUCAAACAAAAUGGAUCGAUUAAGAGGUUUAUUCCAUCAGAAUUUGGACUUGAUCCUGAUAAGGUUCAAAUAUCAAACAUGGACUACGACUUCUAUGCCCGCAAAGCUGAAAUUCGUCGGCUGGUUGAAGCUGAAGGCAUUCCAUAUACCAUAAUUUCUUGCAAUUUUUUCAUGAGUUAUUUACUUCCUUCCCUUGUUCAACCAGGCAUGAAAAUUCCUCCAAGGGAUAAGGUGACAAUAUUUGGUGAUGGGAAUACUAAAGGUGUAUUUGUGAAGGUCAGUGAUGUUGCUGACUUCACAAUUAGUGCGUUGGAUGAUCCACGCACAUUGAACAAGGUAGUUUAUCUAAGGCCCGAAGGAAAUGUCUAUUCCUUGAAUGAACUGGUUGAGAUUUGGGAGUGUAAAAUUGGGAAGAAGCUUGAGAAGAAUUAUGUAUCAGAAGAGGAGCUGCUGAAGAAAAUUGAAGAGACUCCUUACCCUGACAACAUGGAGCUCAUUUUCAUAUAUUCUGCAUUCAUAAAGGGAGAUCAAACGUACUUUGAUAUCGAGGCAUCAUCAAAUGGUGUUGAUGGUUCAAAAUUAUAUCCACAACUCAAGCAUACUACGAUUAGUGAGUUUCUGGACACCCUAUUGGAAUGAUCUUCCAAGUUCUUAUUUGGUUAGCAUUUGGUUUUUCCUUUUUUUUAAUGAAAGUAAAAACUAACUUUCAUUAAAAGAAAAAUAAUAAUGAAAGAACAUAAAGAUAUUUGAUUUUAGGAGUA
Molecule: messenger RNA, 1207 nt
Organism: Cucurbita moschata (crookneck pumpkin)
Lineage: Eukaryota; Viridiplantae; Streptophyta; Magnoliopsida; Cucurbitales; Cucurbitaceae
Product: probable pinoresinol-lariciresinol reductase 3
Exons: 5
Coding region: 153-1085 (310 amino acids)
Molecular function (GO): oxidoreductase activity
Source: RefSeq, a predicted model, not a curated record